UCAGUAUCUAACGGCUAAAGGAAUCGUGGAUAUGAAACAUUCCCGCCAGAUGCGCGCGCGCCUUCUAGAACAUUUCAUUUCUUUCGCCGGGCACGCGAGUGGAAUCGUGCAGCACUUGAUGGCGCGUGUUAACAAUUUAAAAAAGAGAAAAAAAACAACUCUGUGGCGCCCGAGAGAGAGAGAGAGAGAGAUAGAGAGACUAACAGGCGGAGGGAGAGAGAGAGAGAGAGAGAGGGAGGAGGAGGCUCGCGCAGCAUUAGCGCCUCAGUGCUCGGCUUGUUAGGCUCCACUAAGAAGAGAAGUGGACGAGGUCGGGGGUUUUGAAGAAUGGCUCAGGACGUGUUUCAGUGCCACGGUUCCACUCGUUAACGUGCCUUUUGUUCCUCAGAACACGGUUUGUUACAAGAACACCAAAGCAAGGCGGAUCUCUCCAUCGUCUCCGACUUUUCAGUAUAACCUGACAGACGUCUAUCUCUGGAGUUUGGAUAAAACCUAUGAAAAGUUACCUUCUUCUAAUGACACAAUAGCAAACAGAGGGAUUACAACCAUAUAACUCCAGAUAUUUGUUGAAGAUCAAGGUGGCGAGAAUGGGCCGGAAAAAGAUCCAGAUUACCCGCAUCAUGGAUGAGCGAAACAGACAGGUGACCUUCACUAAGAGGAAGUUUGGCCUAAUGAAGAAGGCGUAUGAGCUGAGUGUGCUGUGCGACUGCGAGAUCGCACUCAUUAUCUUCAACAGCUCCAAUAAGCUCUUCCAGUAUGCCAGCACAGACAUGGACAAGGUUUUACUCAAAUACACGGAGUACAACGAGCCUCAUGAGAGUCGGACUAACUCAGACAUUGUCGAGGCUCUUAACAAGAAGGAGCAGCGUGGCUCUGAGAGCCCAGAAGUGGACACAUGCUCGUAUGUUCUCACCCCACACGCAGAGGAGAAAUACCAGAAGAUUAAUGAAGAGUUUGAUAACAUGAUGCGCAAUCAUAAAAUGCCGGCGGUUCUGUCUCAGCAGAGCUUCUCCAUGCCUGUGGCACUGCCCGUGUCUGAGCACGGUGUCCACUCCUACAGCAGCAUGGGCGCUCUGGGUGAAGCCGGCAUGCUGUCUCCGUCCUCCAGCACACUGCACAGAUCUUCAAACACACGACUCUCAGCUGGUGUCCACACUUCCUCAGAUCACACACCCAAUGGUGUGCACUCUGCUUCAGUGGUGAAUGGCUACAUCAGUGCUCAGGGAGAGAACAGCAUGGGAAGAGGACCAACAGCCAAAUCUGCAGCACCCCCUACAGGAAACCUCACAACCAUUGGACAUAAGCCAGAGCUCCGAGUGCUCAUUCCACCAUCCUGUAAAAUCUCCCCAUCUCUGAGGAUAAAUAGCCCACCGUCCAGCCAAUCGCUGAGCACACAGGUGGUGUCCAUGGCAACACCCAGUAUGCAUCCCCAGGGCCUUCCAUACCCAGCUAUGACAUCAGCAUACAGCUCAGAUUAUGGAUUAAACGCCUCAGAACUCAGUAAUCUGCAUGGCUUCAGCAUGUCAGACAGCCUGACUUUGGCAUCAGGGUCACCAUGGCAACAUACUCAGACAGCAGUUACUUCUCAGGGAGUCUCUCGUUCCUUAUCCCAUGUCUCUGAGCCAUCCUCCAGAUCUUCUCCAAUCAUGGAUAUAAAAGCUGAGCCUGUGUCUCCCCCAAUGGCCUUCCUUUCUGCCCCUCCCUCCUCCUCUCUCCACUCUCCAGCCGAUAGCCUUGCCUCCUCCUGCAGCUCAUACGACGGGAGUGAACGUGAGGAGCAGCGCAGAGACGCCCACCACUCUGUGCCCACCCCAGGCCAGGGCAGUGGCCCAUCAGAGGGCAUCAGGGGUCCGUCACUCAAACGGCUGCGCACAGAGAGCUGGGUGACAUAGCAUUGAAUAGGAUUAGGCUAUUGGAAAGUAAGCAGGGAGCAAACCGUUCGGUCACUAUUUAUUGCAAAUAACAAUAUUGCCUUUGUCCCUUUUUAGUAUAUGUAGCAAGAACUAUAGGGACAUAGGACACCGGAAAAGGAUGUGUCCUGAAGGAAAAAUGUUCUUACAGGGUUGUACAGGGAUGACUAGUGGUCAAGUCAUACCUUUUUAUCAGCAGAAAAUUACAUUUAUGAAAAGCCUGUAGGUUGUUUUUUUUUUUCAAUCAGGGAAAGAAAUUUAGCUUUUAAUGAGUUUUGUAGUAUGACAUCAAGCCAAAAGUGUUUGAUAUUUGUAAAUGUUUCUACAAUUUUCUUUAUGGGUCGUCAAACUGAAGCAUGUACUUGAGCCAAUAAUUGCCUGCUUCAAAAUAUACUCCAUAGUGCUCUGGGCCUAGAUUAUUUGCAAGGGUGUUUUUGUUCUUUCUUUUUUUUUUCAUGCUAGCAUAUGCAAAAAAACAUGAGCAUUAUUAAAAUUCAUUGUUCUUUAAACUUUAUAAUGAAUAAGCUGUAAAUGCAUGCUGUAAUUAAAUUUUAGUGCAGGGGAGUCCAGUUGCUAUGCCCUUCCUGAGGUUCAAGUGCAAUAAGGAGUUAAGUGUGUCAUUGUUCUGUGAUUACUUCUGUCACUCAUGAUGCCAUAAGCCAUGCUGAACUCAUCUGAUCUGCUCCCUGGUGAAGUGCAGACUCGUGGGGCACGAUUGGAGAACUAAGCAUUUAGGACACAGUCACGUUUGACUUUACAUACUCAAAUGCUUAAAGAAGGUGCGGUCACUAUUUAUAUAAUUAUAUCAGACGAUUAGCACCAUUUGUAUCCAUUGCAUUUUUUUCUCUUCGUCAUUUAGGCCCUAGUGGUGCAAAAGAGACAGCUGUUGUCUUUGCAUCGGCGUGGCUAAAGGGAAUAUUAGUUACUCGUAAAGCGUGCACAUAAGAACACUUCUGAAUGACAAAAAAGGGACACCCUGGAACCUUGUGGAUUUCAUGGACACACACACAUACACGGUCCACAAGACCUCAAGUGUGCCAUUUGUUGACUGUAUUGAAGGAGAUCAGCUCAGGUCAGUUAUUGUACCAUGUCAGACCAUCCACCAUCCAGUGUGUUCUCUCUGCAGGAGGGUUUCAGCACCCAAAAGUUCUGGAUGGUCAAACGUUUGUGGACACCCAACCAUCACAACCCGAACGUGCUUGUGAGCAUCCCGUUCCAGAUUUAGUCCACCAUUUGCUGUUAUAACAACUUACUCUCUACAUGUGUCCACAAACUAAUGGUCAUAUUGAGAAACUUCAUCUCUGCUUUAUACUCUUCACACCAGGCUUUUCAGUCUCGGAAAUGAUUUGGAUUAUUUACCGGUAAGCCUCCUUUUCAACAAAACACAUCCUGGACAUUAGUAAUGGUUGACCAAGGCUCUAUUUAUUAAACUUAGACCUAAUGUAUUUGGUAUACUGUUUAUAGAGUGUUGUAUAUAAUGUACAUAUCGUUGCCUUGAGGUAGCUGAAUAUGAUCCAUUUAAAGAAAUAUAACAUUUAAUCCAUGGUUGUCUUUUUUUGGUGUUUUAUUUUUGUCCUGAACAAAGCUACCAUUUGUGUUAUUACUGAUAUACACGUUUCAGGACUGUUUCUUACCAAAUAUUGACUUAAGGUACGACACUCAUGCAGCAGUUUCACCUGGAUUGCUACUUAUCUUCCCUGGAAAUAAACACACAUACACACACACACGUACACAGCAGAAAGGUCAUUCACCACACAAGGAUGUUAGGGGGUGUAAAAUAAAAUGUGACCUAUUUCAUAUUGACUUAAAGUUCAGACAAAUAGAAGUCAGUCAAUUCUCAGCACUUUGUUGUUUAUAGGAACCUCAAGGUGGGUUAGAGUCAUCUAUGACUCAUAAACGUCUACACUUAGGUGCAUCAGUGCGUGCUGUGUGGGAGAUGCGUGGUCUGAAGCUGGGGACAUGCAACAAAUUUUUUGGUU
Molecule: messenger RNA, 3889 nt
Organism: Hemibagrus wyckioides
Lineage: Eukaryota; Metazoa; Chordata; Actinopteri; Siluriformes; Bagridae
Gene: mef2ab
Product: myocyte enhancer factor 2ab
Exons: 11
Coding region: 588-1892 (434 amino acids)
Biological process (GO): cell differentiation; positive regulation of transcription by RNA polymerase II
Molecular function (GO): histone deacetylase binding; protein dimerization activity; DNA-binding transcription factor activity, RNA polymerase II-specific
Source: RefSeq, a predicted model, not a curated record